Mauremys reevesii (Reeves's turtle) is the source of this 3552-nucleotide messenger RNA. RefSeq names its product leucine-rich repeat and fibronectin type III domain-containing protein 1-like protein. The transcript is spliced from 6 exons. Bases 1146 to 3122 code for a protein of 658 amino acids. The record is from RefSeq and is a predicted model, not a curated record. NCBI's taxonomy places the organism in Eukaryota, Metazoa, Chordata, Testudines, Geoemydidae. Gene Ontology annotation, molecular function: protein binding.
GCCCCCUGCUUUGCAUAUUCAUGAGGCCCGGGGGCCGCUCCCAGCCUGGGCGAGCGGCCGUGCGGGGCUGCAGGGACCGGCCCGCCACCGCCCCGCGGCUCCCUGCACCGGCCCCUGCUGCACCCCGGCCCCCAGCGCCCGGCAACCGGCCCCCCGCUGCACCCCGGCCCCCAGCGCCCGGCAACCGGCCCCCCGCUGCACCCCGGCAACCGGCCUCCGGCUGCAUCCCGGCACCCAGCGCCCGGCAACCGGCCUCAAGCUGCAUCCCGGCAACCGGCCCCCCGCUGCAUCCCGGCGCCGGGUACCAGCCUGGCCCCGGCUGGGAGGCCCCUGCCCGGACUGGAUUCCCGAGCUGCGGGGGGGGUUUGCAUUCGCCAUCUGGACCUUUAACCCCAGGGAGCGUGGGGGAGGGGUCUGACGCCCCCCUCCCCCGUCCCAGGGAGAUUUGGCCCGAUCCUGAGCGGGCCCCCUCCCCGGGGGCAGAGCUGGGACCGUGGGGGGUGUCCAGAACCGGUACCCGAGCCCCCCCCUCCCCCGGAUGGACGGCUGGCGGCUGUUGCUCCUGCGCAGCGACCUUCCCCGCUCCUGAACGACCCCCGCCCUUCCCGUGCCAGACGCUGCUUUGGGGUCAGUCAGAAGGGGCAGCCCCCCCCCCCCGCUUCCUGUAUCAGCACCGAGCUAAAACCCUGGCGUGGCUCAGGUCCCCUGGCUCUGGGGAGACGCAGCUCCCCCCCUCCCCCAUUGCCUGACCCUCCCCCCCCCAGCACUGCUUCGAAACUCAGCCCCUCUGACCUCCAGUCCAGCCUGGAUGUUUCACCCCCCCCUUCCCAGCCUGAGACGAACCCCGGAUAGGGAGGAGUGAGGCGCUGGCACUUGGGGGUGCUGCCGGGGUACAGCAUCGCAGCAGCCGGAGGGGAGAGCUCCUGGCACUCGGAUCCCCCCGAUCUAUCCCGGCUCAGCCUCAGGACCCCCCCCCCCCCAGCUGAGAGGUCGGAGCCAGCAGGGACGGCUGAGCCCUGGCAUUAGCCAGCUUGGCCCCCAACCCACGACCUGAGCCCAGCUGCCGGACCCCUGCCCAGCCCGACGCUCCUGAAGGUCUAUGGCUUGCUGGAACUAAAGCGUGAGCCGGGCCCCCUGACGGCGCCAUGGAGCGCCUGCUGCUCUACGCCCUGGCCCUCUGCCUGGGCCCCUCCCGCGCCCAGCUGUGCCCCCCCCGCUGCACGUGCCAGAACCUGUCCCCCUCGCUGGCCGUCCUGUGCGCCCGCGCCGGGCUGCUCUUCGUGCCGGGGCUCCUCGACCGGCGCACGGCCGAGCUGCGGCUGACGGACAACUUCAUCGCGGCUGUGCGGCGCCGGGACUUCGCCAACAUGACGCGGCUGGUGCACCUGACCCUCUCCCGCAACGCCAUCCGCCAGCUGGCGCCCUUCGCCUUCGCCGACCUGCGCGGCCUGCGGGCUCUCCACCUGGACGGCAACCGCCUGCCGGCCAUCGGGGCCCAGCAGCUCCGGGGCCUCCCCAACCUGCGCCACCUCAUCCUGGGCAACAACCAGCUGCAGGCCGUGGCGCCCGGCGCCUUCGACGACUUCGCCGGCACCCUGGAGGACCUGGACCUGUCCUACAACAACCUGGCCCGGCUGCCCUGGGAGACCAUCCGUCGCCUUAGCAACGUCAACUCCCUCAGCCUGGACCACAACCUCAUCGCCCACGUGCCCCAAGGCGUCUUCGCCGACCUGCACAAGCUGGCCCGGCUGGACGUCACCUCCAACCGGCUGAAGAAGAUCCCCCCGGACCCACUGUUCCUCCGCCUGCCUGUCUACGCCAAGGCGAAGGGCUCGCCCCUCUCCUCCCUGGUGCUCAGCUUCGGGGGCAACCCCUUGCACUGCAACUGCGAGCUGCUGUGGCUCCGGCGCCUGGCGCGCGAGGACGACCUGGAGACCUGCGCCUCGCCACCCGAGCACCUGGGCAAGUCCUUCUGGAGCGUCCCCGAGGAGGAGUUUGUCUGCCAGCUGCCCGUCAUCACCCACCACACGGGCCGGCUGGCGGUGACGGAGGGCCAGGCGGCCACCUUGCGCUGCCGCGGAGCGGGCGACCCCGAGCCGGCGGUGCACUGGCUCUCUCCGGAGGGGAAGCUGGUGGCCAGCGGCUCCCGGACGCUGGCCUACGAGAACGGCAGCCUGGAGAUCCUGGUGGCCGCCGUCCAGGACGCCGGCGCCUUCACCUGCGUGGCUUCCAACGCCGCCGGCGAGGCCUCCGCCUCCGUGGAGCUGCAGGUCAGCCCCUUGCCCCAGCUCGCCGACGGCACCCGCCCCCCGGCGCCCGGGCCCUCCGAUAUCCUAACCUCGGCCAAGGCGGGCGCCGGUGGGAGCGCCGCCCCGCAGGACCGGGGGGUCCUGGCCUCUGAGCUCUCGGCGUCCUCUGCCCUCAUUCGCUGGGUCCCGCCGCGGCCCGGGCCCGGCGUCCGCAUGUACCAGAUCCAGUACAACAGCUCCUCUGACGAGACCCUGGUGUACAGGAUGAUCCCCCCGCCCAGCAGGGCCUUCCUGGUGAAGGACCUGGCGGCGGGGCGGGCCUACGACCUGUGCGUGCUGGCCAUCUACGACGAUGGGGCGACGGCGCUGACGGCCACCCGCCCCCUGGGCUGCGUCCACUUCAGCACCCGGCCCGGCUCCCCGCAGUGCCGCUCCCUGCACGCCCACUUCCUGGGGGGCACCAUGAUUAUCAUCAUCGGCGGGAUCAUCGUCGCCUCCGUCCUGCUCUUCAUCAUCAUCCUCAUGAUCCGCUACAAGGCCCACGACGGGAACAAGCAGGCCAAGGUCAGCAACGUCUAUUCCCAGACCAACGGCGGGCAGCCCCGGGCGCAGGAUGGGGCCGACGACAGAGCCCGGGAACAAAACGGGGUGGCCCUGAGGAAGGACUGCGAGAAGGGGCUGGCCACCCGUGGCCAAGAGGCGGGCGCGGGGGAGACACCCUCUCCCAGGAGGAGGAAGUGGUCAAGGACUAACCUAGAUCUCCGCCGCAAGUGCCCCACGCCCGGCCAAGCCGGGGAACAAGCGCCCCCGGAGGCCGUGCCCCCCCCGGGUGAGAGGAGACAGGCUGGCGAAUGGACCGAUGUGAAGAUCUGAGCAUCUCACCCAGCAGGAGUGUGGCCGAGCCUUCGGGGCACCCUCAGGUAUCCCCAUGGUCACCGGAACCAGUGGGGCCCCCCUCCCUACCCCCGCAGGGUUCCCAUUUCACGCCCCCCACCCAGCAGCCGGACCAUAUGGGACCCUGGGAGCCAGACUGUGCCCCUUCCCCCCCUCCCCCCACAGAGCGGGGCCUGUGAGGGGGUGUGCCCAGACAGGCGGGCUUUUGCAGGACCCCGUUUCUCCAGGGGAUGGCGCCGCCCACCCCUGCCCUGGCUCAGGGUUUGUCCCGGGCCCACGUGGCUGGCCCCAUGCUUGGGGGGGGGGGGGCGCCUCCUGCUACCCCCCCGCCGAACUCCUGCUCUUGCCUGCAGCCCCAGCAGCUGUUUUUCUAUGACACCCCCCCCACACACAAGUUUUCAAACAGUGU